Cordyceps militaris CM01 is the source of this 1110-nucleotide messenger RNA. Its product is annotated as inositolphosphorylceramide-B C-26 hydroxylase. Bases 1 to 1110 code for a protein of 369 amino acids. The record is from RefSeq and is a predicted model, not a curated record. Gene Ontology annotation, cellular component: membrane; endoplasmic reticulum. NCBI's taxonomy places the organism in Eukaryota, Fungi, Ascomycota, Sordariomycetes, Hypocreales, Cordycipitaceae. Gene Ontology annotation, molecular function: fatty acid 2-hydroxylase activity; iron ion binding. Gene Ontology annotation, biological process: fatty acid metabolic process; lipid biosynthetic process. The transcript is spliced from 2 exons.
AUGCCAUCCAGAACUCUCCCUACCUUUUCGCGAGCUGAAGUCGAGUCGCAUAGCUCUACCGAUUCCUGCUAUGUAACAAUCGGCACCAAAGUCUAUGAUGUGACCAACUUCGCCGACGAUCACCCAGGUGGCAGCAGUCUUGUCCUAGAAUACGCGGGCAAGGACGUUCGCGCCAUCCUCAACGACCCUACCUCGCACGAACAUUCCGAGGCCGCCUACGAAAUCCUGGACGACUCCCUUGUCGGCUUCGUUACCGAAAAGAACGUUCCUAAUGGCCAUGCCAACGGAUCCGCCACCACCGCUGGCACCCAAGAGUUGGUUCAUCCUCGUACUGGCAUGUCUUGCGCGGAAGAUCUCAGCAAGGACACCGACAUUGGACUUGAUUAUAAAAAGCACAAAUUCUUGGAUCUCGACAAACCCCUCUUUCUCCAAGUCUGGAAUGGCGGAUUCACCAAGGACUUUUAUCUCGACCAGGUUCAUCGCCCACGUCACUACAGGGGUGGCGACUCGGCUCCCUUGUUUGGAAACUUCCUCGAGCCUCUUUCCAAGACCCCGUGGUGGCUAGUUCCGAUCAUUUGGCUACCUUGUGUUGCUUUUGGACUCUACAGUGCAACCGAGGACCUACCGGGCCCGUAUGUUGCUGCUUACUGGCUCUUUGGUUGCUUCCUCUGGACGUUGAUCGAGUAUGGCAUGCACCGCUUCCUCUUCCAUCUCGAUGGCUAUCUCCCCGACAACCGUGUCUUCAUCACCCUUCACUUUCUGUUCCACGGCAUCCACCACUACCUGCCCAUGGACAAGUACCGACUUGUCAUGCCGCCAACUCUCUUCAUUUUCCUUGCGACCCCUUUCUGGUACCUGUCACGCUUUGUCUUCUAUCAUAGCUGGCAUACUGCUGUCGCUGUCUUUUGCGGCGGUGUCUUUGGCUACAUUUGCUACGAUCUCACCCACUACUUCCUUCACCAUGAAAACCUUCCUCUGUGGUACAAGCAGCUCAAAAAGUACCACCUUCAACACCACUUCCUUGACUACGAGCUUGGCUUCGGUGUCACCAGCAAGUUCUGGGAUACCGUUUUUGGAACCGAGCUAAAUACUUCCAUCAAGACCAAGUGA